Messenger RNA from Halichondria panicea, 1842 nucleotides. RefSeq lists its product as uncharacterized. The record is from RefSeq and is a predicted model, not a curated record. NCBI's taxonomy places the organism in Eukaryota, Metazoa, Porifera, Demospongiae, Suberitida, Halichondriidae. Bases 709 to 1710 code for a protein of 333 amino acids. The transcript has a single exon.
UACAAUAGGGAAGUAGAUCUAAUAUCAACCUCGACUAUUAUGGUUUAAUAAUUAAUACUGCUUUGUUAUGUAGAUCUAUAAUUAUUAUAAUUAUUAUUGUGACUAGAUGUAUAAGUUAACUAUAAGUAUAUUAGAGAACAUUGACUUUAUAGAUAGGUAGUAUUUACCUUAUUUAAUCAGUGGUACUAAUCAUUGAUUUACGUGAAUAUCUAAUUCUGACUGAGUUUACAAUACGUGAGCAAAUAGGAUUACUCCUUAUUAUUUAUGAUUAGUACAACUCACUAAAUCAAGAGGAACGAUCUUCCUACUAUCCCUGAAGCAAGAAGCUGUUACAAAAGGCCAAGAAGAACUAUACCCAAACAGAGAGCACCACCACGUGGUCCCCUGGUUAAAUGCCCAAUAGAAGGCUGUGAGUAUGAGACCCCUGAUGUGGAACCAAUAAUUGCAGCUGCACUCAUCACAACCCACUCAACCAGCCACCGGGCACCUGAUAGACCAACACAGGCAGCAAGAGUCGAACAGGUGAAAAGGCCAUGUAUUUCAUCAGCUGGCACGACCGAGGACUGGCACUACUUCAAGUCGAGAUGGAAUGACUAUGCACGAGCGACUAGGUUGGAAGGCACUGACAAGGUCAUCCAACUACUGGAGUGUUGUGAUGACCAGCUUCGCAAGGACCUCACCAGAAAUGCAGGAGGCUCCCUCACCAGAAUGACAGAAGAUGAAGUAUUUGCAGCCAUGAAGAAGCUAGCAGUAAGAGAGGAGAACACUAUGAUAGCGAGGGUAACCCUCCAUAACAUGAGGCAAGAUCGAGACGAACCCAUACGGGCCUACGGGGCCAGAUUGAGAGGACAAGCCAGUAUUUGUAAGUUCACACACAAAUGUACUGGAUGUGACGCUGACGUAGAAGCUGUACUCAGAGACGUGCUCUGCAGAGGCCUAGAAGACACGGAUAUCCAAAUGGACUUGUUGGGAGACAGCAACCAAGAGAUGACGUCAGAGCAGAUCCUCAAAUUCAUCGAGGCAAAGGAAGCAGGCAAACGAUCGGCAUCCCGCCUGCUACUACCACAAGCCACUGAUGCAGUGGCGGGCAGUUCAUACAGAAAGCAGAAAAGACCGCCAAUCAAGGAACCACUGCCAAAACACCAGGAUACCUGCACAUACUGUGGGACCAAGGGGCACGGGAGAAACCCCCCAACAAGGAUCAGGCAAACCGAAUGCCCAGCCUAUGGCACCAAGUGCAACCACUGUGACAAAGAUCACCACUUCGAAAAGGUGUGUAGAGUCAAGAACGGCACAAAGACGACCGAACACGGAGAUGCAAUUUUCGAUACACUAUGUGGGCUGUCCUCAACGGACAACUCUAACUCUACGCCCCUGGACCACCACAUCUUCAAUCAGUUCACCAAGGGGUGGUUACGGAGACAAUCCAAGCCACAACCAUUUGUUAGGCUACAGAUGAGCGUUGAAAGAGAGGACUACAACCACUUUGGGUUCACCCUCAAAAAUCCAAGACAGCAAUCGUUUGUCAGCGCCCUGGCCGACACGGGCUGCCAAAGCUGCUUGGCAGGACUCAAAAUUGUGAAGAAACUGGGACUAUCCACAAAGGAUCUCAUUCCCGUCGCUCUCAAGAUGCAUGCAGCAGACAACCAUGAUAUACGCAUCCUCGGUGCCACCAUACUCAGACUAUCAGGGACUAUCAGGGACCAAUGACAAAGGAUCGACCAGGCAGAUGGUGUAUGUGACCAGCAACACAGACAAGCUAUUCCUCAGCAGGGAAGCUUGCACAGACCUAGGGAUAAUCUCCAACAAAUUCCCAGCCAUUGACAGCGUCGGACACCCCAA